AUGUCAGAUCCCCUCUUCCUCGGAUUUGAUCUCUCCACUCAGCAGCUCAAAGCGGCCCUCAUCGACCGCAAAGGCCACCUCGUCCAUGAAUCCGCCGUCCACUUUGACCGUGAUCUCCCCCAGUUUGGGACCACAAACGGCGCGUUGCAUGGUGACGAACCAGGAGAGGUUUAUUGUCCCGUCAUCGUCUGGAUAGAGGCCCUCGAUGUCCUCAUGUCCCGUCUCAGCACCGCAAACGUAGCCUUUGACCGCAUCGUCGCCGUCUCGGGUGCUGCUCAGCAACACGGCUCUGUUUAUUGGGACGGCGCAGCCCACAGUCUAUUACACUCACUCGACCCGUCUCAAGCCCUUGCCUCUCAGCUCGUCCCCGAGGCUUUUUCGACCACAAAGUGCCCGAUAUGGCAAGACUCUUCGACCACUGAAGAAUGCAAGAUUAUCGAAAAUGCCCUCGGUGGCGACCAGGCAGUCGCAGAUCUCAGUGGCAGCAGAGCCUAUGAGCGUUUCACUGGCGCACAGAUCCUCAAGCUUUAUAGAAAACAUCCACGCGUGUACGAGAAUACGUCUCGUAUCUCCCUCGUCUCUUCCUUCUUGGCAUCGCUCUUUUUAUGCGACAUUGCUCCUAUCGAAGUCUCCGACGCGAGUGGUAUGAAUCUAAUGGACAUUGAAAAGCACACUUGGUCCGACGCCCUUCUCGACGUAUGUGGUCCCAACCUACGAAGCAAGCUCGGACCCGACCCAGUCCUCGGCGGCACAUCCUUUGGAGCCGUGGGCGCCUACUGGGUCAAACGAUGGAACUUUCAUAGCUCAUGCAUCGUCGCGCCAUUUACAGGCGACAAUCCCUCGACGGUCGUCUCACUCUCCUCUGCCGGAGACGUGAUUCUCUCCCUCGGUACAUCCACCACACUCCUCAUCGAUAUACCACCGUUGCAUCCAGGUCAUUCCGAAGCCGUCGUCAUGCCCAAACGCACCACGACCUCGCACCUCCUCGCACAUCCAACCUCAAAGGGCAGCUCCAUCGCCAUGCUGUGCUACAAAAACGGUGCACUGGCCCGUGAAUACGUGCGGGAUCAUCACGCUCAAAAGGACUGGGACACCUUUAACAAGCUCGUCGAAUCUACGCCACCAGGUAACAACGGACUCAUGGGAUUCUACUUUCCCUUGUUUGAAAUCAUCCCUCAAAAUGUCAUUGGAGACUACUUUUUCAACAAUGGUCAACCCGUGCGGGCAUUUGACGACACAAAGGUUCACCCACGCGCCAUCCUCGAGAGCCAGCUCCUCAGUCUCAAAGUCCGAAUCGAGGAUAUCGUUCCCGGAAGUCACGGUACAAAGGAAGAAGAUGUAAACGACGAACCACUCAAACGGCUCUUGCUCACAGGUGGCGGGAGUGCGAAUCAAGUGAUUCGACAAAUGGCGGCAGAUAUUCUCGAUCUCGAUACCUAUGUCGCCAAGUCAAAGGAAGGCGGUAGCGUUGGUGGUGCGAUUCUGGCAUUGUAUGCGUGGUGGAAGUUGCAAGGCGCUGAAGGCGACUUGGACGAUUUGAAGCGUGAGCUCCAUAUGGAGGACUUUCAACUCGUCGCAAAGCCCAACCCAGAGACAGUACAGGUGUACGAUGGGUUGGAUCAUCUCUAUCGUAGAUGCGAAAAGAUGGUCAUGCAACUCAAUAAGCACAACGCAAAGGACGAAUAG
Molecule: messenger RNA, 1686 nt
Organism: Serendipita indica DSM 11827
Lineage: Eukaryota; Fungi; Basidiomycota; Agaricomycetes; Sebacinales; Serendipitaceae
Source: the annotation of a GenBank genome assembly